UAUAUACAUAGAACCAAAGAUUCUUAUCUAACCUCUCUGAAGGGAAAAAUUGGAUUUUUAGGGCUGUAUCACGAUGGUGUGCGACAAGUGCCAGAAGAAGCUCUCAAAGGUGAUCGUUCCCGAUAAGUGGAAGGAGGGUGCCAGCAAUACCACCGAAGGCGGUGGUCGCAAGAUCAAUGAGAACAAGCUCCUCUCCAAGAAGCAGAGAUGGACGCCUUAUGGAAAUACUAAAUGCAUAAUUUGCAAGCAGCAAGUCCACCAAGAUGCCAAAUACUGCCAUACGUGUGCAUACUCAAAAGGGGUCUGUGCCAUGUGUGGGAAGCAGGUUAUUGACACGAAGUUCUACAAGCAAAAGCAAUGUAUGAUAUAAAUGGCGGCAGUCAAUAUGCUUCACAUUCUCAGAAUUGCUUUGAUCUGUGAAUUGGAAGUUUGCUGCAGAU
Messenger RNA from Dioscorea cayenensis subsp. rotundata (Guinea yam), 440 nucleotides. Its product is annotated as cysteine-rich PDZ-binding protein-like. Lineage: Eukaryota; Viridiplantae; Streptophyta; Magnoliopsida; Dioscoreales; Dioscoreaceae. Gene Ontology annotation, molecular function: microtubule binding. The record is from RefSeq and is a predicted model, not a curated record. Bases 74 to 370 code for a protein of 98 amino acids. Gene Ontology annotation, biological process: cytoplasmic microtubule organization. The transcript is spliced from 4 exons.